Messenger RNA from Glycine soja, 2376 nucleotides. Its product is annotated as aluminum-activated malate transporter 9-like. Gene Ontology annotation, biological process: malate transport. Gene Ontology annotation, cellular component: plant-type vacuole membrane. Bases 203 to 1999 code for a protein of 598 amino acids. Lineage: Eukaryota; Viridiplantae; Streptophyta; Magnoliopsida; Fabales; Fabaceae. The record is from RefSeq and is a predicted model, not a curated record. The transcript is spliced from 6 exons.
GAUUCUUCCAUCACCACAAAGACUUAUAACCAAACCUGCGUUUCUUUAUUUCUCUUUGGUCGGCACGUUUCAUAAACCCAGCGAUCAAUCAAAUAGCCACACAGACACACAAACAAACACAACUUCACUUUUCACGGUCCCGCCGCCGAAUCGCGUCCGCGUUUAGUUAAAAAGUUCUUGUUAGAUUAUUGUUUGUUCCACUAUGAUGAUGGGUUCGACGGCGAGGGUGCCGAAGCUGGGUUCUUUCCGCCACAGCUUCGCGGAGAGGAAGGAGAGACUGCUCUCAAUGAAGGGCGGCAUCGGCGGCGGCUACUCCCAAAUUGGGAUCCCGCUGCCGGAGUCCGACGAGGAGGAUCACUCUCCGACGCGGAGGCGCUGCUGCUCCUACCGCGCCGUCUCGGACGGGAUCGUCGGCGCGUGGAAGAGCGCGAAGCGCGUGGCUGCGAGGGCGUGGGAGAUGGGUCGCUCCGAUCCAAGGAAGAUCAUAUUCUCCGCGAAAAUGGGACUCGCUCUGAUUCUCCUUUCGCUUUUGAUUUUUCUGAAACAGCCCUUUGAGGACAUUGCUAAACACUCCGUUUGGGCCAUUCUCACUGUCGUUGUGGUCUUCGAAUUCAGCAUAGGGGCAACUCUUAGCAAAGGGCUUAACAGAGGAUUGGGGACUUUGUUAGCUGGAGGACUAGCAUUGGGAAUGGGACUUUUAUCAAAAUUGUCUGGAAAAUGGGAAGAAACCAUUAUAGUUGUUAGCAUCUUCACUGCAGGGUUUUGUGCCACAUAUGCAAAGCAAUAUCCAACAAUGAAGGCUUAUGAAUAUGGUUUUCGUGUGUUCUUGAUCACCUAUUGCUACAUUAUUGUAUCAGGGUAUCAUACAGGAGAGUUUGUUGAAACAGCUGUAGAUAGAUUUUUGCUCAUUGCAUUGGGCGCUGCUGUGGCUCUGGGGAUAAAUGUAUGUAUAUAUCCAAUCUGGGCUGGUGAGGAUCUACACAAGCUUGUGGCGAAAAAUUUUGUGGGCGUUGCAGCAUCAUUGGAAGGUGUUGUAAAUAACUAUCUUAAUUGUAUUGAAUAUGAGAGAGUGCCUUCAAAAAUUCUCACGUACCAAGCUUCUGAGGACGUGGUUUACAAAGGUUACAGAUCAGCUGUUGAAUCUACAAGCACAGAGGAUUCAUUGAUGGGUUUUGCUGUCUGGGAGCCACCUCAUGGUCCAUACAAAAUGCUUAGAUAUCCAUGGCAAAAUUAUGUGAAAGUAAGUGGGGCACUAAGGCAUUGUGCGUUUAUGGUCAUGGCUAUGCAUGGAUGUAUACUUUCUGAAAUACAGGCUCCACCUGAGAAGAGGCAAGUCUUUAGUAGGGAGGUUCAAAAGGUAGGUUCUGAAGCGGCCAAAAUUCUACGGGAACUUGGGAACAAAGUAAAAAAGAUGGAGAAACUAGGCCAAGAAGACAUUCUUUAUGAAGUUCACGAGGCAGCAGAAGAAUUGCAACAGAAGAUUGACAAAAAAUCCUUCCUCCUUGUAAAUUCAGAGAGUUGGGAAAUCGGAAACCGUCCCAGAGAGGAGGGUGAUCCUCAAGACCUCUUGAACAUGAAUGAAGAAAGACACUUUUUGGAGUACAAGUCUCUCAGUGAAGCUGUGCUUGAUCUCAGAGCUGUCAAAGUUCCAAGAAGUUGGGGAGAACAAACAACUCCUGACAACAAACCUGCAGCACCUAUAGGUGUUGGUGAUGAAAACAUGUUCAAGAAACAGAUAUCAUGGCCUGCUCAUAUUUCAUUUAAAGCAGAUGCAGUGACAAGAGAGGAAGAAUCUAAAACCUAUGAAAGUGCUAGUUCACUGUCUCUAGCAACAUUUACAUCCCUUCUGAUUGAGUUUGUGGCAAGGCUUCAGAACCUUGUCGAUUCUUUUGAAGAGUUAGGUGAGAAAGCAAAAUUUAAGGACCCUCUUGAGCACGUACCACCAACAUCUGGUGGGUUUUGGAACAGGUUGUGUAAUUGUUUGACAUUCAAGGAUUGAGAUAUGGCAGCAUAUAUAUCAUGGACCGAUCUAAAUUAAAUGCCGGUACCCCAAAUUCAGUGUGCAUUUCUGAUUCUUUAGAUCAUCUGAACUCUUCCUCAGAGUUAUCAUUCUUUGUUGGCUUUGCCUGCCAAGGACAACUCACCUAUUGUUAAAUCAACAAUUGCCAAGAGCUAUUACUGAUGCUAUCUCACUAAAUUUUGACAAUUAAAUACCCAUUGUUUCUUAAAUAAACCUUCAAAAUUUGUGUGUAUCCAUAUUUCAAUUUUGUUAAAAUAGAGUUUAAUUUUUGUGCACUGUAAAGUUUUUUAUAUUAUUGACUGUAGGCAAUAAACAACAGCUCCCCCCACCCACAGUUAGUUUUGGACUUUUGGUUA